AUGACUAAUCCAUUCUCCAAACUCACAGCAGACUUGAUGUCUGGUGUCAAUGAUGAUGCCAGCAAGCCCAUCACUGACUUCAUCAAGACGGCCAAAGCCAAAAGCGAAAAGAGACGAAAGGGCUUUUCCAAGUCACCCACAAGGCCAAGCAGGUCUUCUCGCAAUCACAUUCAGCACCAUCAUCAUCACUCAUCCAAGAAGAGAUCCAAAUCACCACGACGAUCUCCUGACAAGCACUCCCCCAAGAAGACCUCUACUGACCAUUCGCACAAAAGGAGCUCUACUCACGAUGAUUUAGUUCGUCUUUUCAGCGACAAAGGAAGAGAAAUCUCAACCGAUGAGGAGCUCAAUAAGAAGACGUCUUCCGCCAACGAUCUUCAGAAACUAGCGCAGAAGAGAUCGCGUAGCAAAGACUUGGGCGGAAACUUGAGGGACUCUGAAGUUGAUAAACUCUAUUCCAUGGUCAAGGAACUCAAGGGAUCUUCCGAAGGAAAAGUGCUCAUUGACGAGUUUGUGAACUUUCAAAUGGGUCAGACUUCCAUCAAGCCCAGAAUUAUCUUGGAUGACGAUUCCAAGCUGCUAGAUGGGGACAGUUCCGAGUUUGACCCCCCUUCCGAAAUCUUUGUCACAGAAAACGAAGGAAGCACUACAUGUAUUGCUGACUGUUGA
Molecule: messenger RNA, 669 nt
Organism: Seminavis robusta
Lineage: Eukaryota; Bacillariophyta; Bacillariophyceae; Naviculales; Naviculaceae
Source: the annotation of a GenBank genome assembly